This is a messenger RNA of Cervus elaphus (red deer), 3736 nucleotides long. It is a transcript of the gene UHRF1, whose product is annotated as ubiquitin like with PHD and ring finger domains 1. Bases 1 to 2361 code for a protein of 786 amino acids. Gene Ontology annotation, biological process: negative regulation of gene expression via chromosomal CpG island methylation. Gene Ontology annotation, molecular function: ubiquitin protein ligase activity; protein binding. The record is from RefSeq and is a predicted model, not a curated record. NCBI's taxonomy places the organism in Eukaryota, Metazoa, Chordata, Mammalia, Artiodactyla, Cervidae. The transcript has 16 exons.
AUGUGGAUCCAGGUUCGCACCAUGGACGGGAAGGUGGCCCACACCGUGGACUCCUUGUCCAGGCUGACCAAGGUGGAGGAGCUGAGAAAGAAGAUCCAGGAGCUAUUCCACGUGGAGCCAGGCCUGCAGAGGCUUUUCUACCGGGGCAAGCAGAUGGAGGACGGCCACACGCUGUUUGACUAUGACGUCCGCCUGAACGACACCAUCCAGCUCCUGGUCCGGCAGAGCCUUGUGCUGCCCGUCCCUGUUCCCGGCAGCAGCAGUGGAAUCAAGGAGAGGGACUCUGAGCUCUCGGACACAGACUCUGGCUGCGGCCUGGCCCAGAGCGAGUCGGACAAGUCCUCCAACAGCGGUGAGGCCGCCAACGAGCCAGAAGGGAAGGCAGACGAGGAUGAGUGUGAUGAGACGGAGCUGGGCCUCUACAAGGUCGGCGAGUAUGUGGAUGCGAGGGACACGAAUAUGGGCGCGUGGUUCGAGGCCAAGGUCAUCAGGGUAACGAGGAAGGCUCGGGCUCACGACCAGCCCAGCAGCUCCAGCUCAAAGCCAGAGGACGACAUCAUCUAUCAUGUGAAAUACGAUGACUACCCAGAGAACGGAGUGGUCCAGAUGACCUCACAGAACGUCCGGGCUCGAGCCCGACACACCAUCAAGUGGGAGGACCUGCAGGUGGGCCAGGUGGUCAUGGUCAACUACAACCCAGACCUCCCCAAGGACCGUGGCUUCUGGUACGAUGCCGAGAUCCUGCGGAAACGUGAGACCAGGACGGCACGGGAGCUGCAUGCCAACGUCAGGAUCGGGGGUGAUUCUCUCAAUGACUGUAGGAUUGUCUUCGUGGACGAAGUUUUCAAGAUCGAGCGUCCGGGCGAGGGGAACCCCAUGGUGGAAAACCCGAUGAGAAGGAAGAGCGGGCCCUCCUGCAAACACUGUAAGGAUGAUGAGCGGAAGCUAUGCCGCAUGUGUGCCUGCCACAUGUGUGGGGGCAAGCAGGACCCCGACAAGCAGCUGAUGUGUGACGAGUGUGACAUGGCCUUCCACAUCUACUGCCUGAGCCCACCACUCAGCAGCGUGCCCCCUGAGGAGGAGUGGUACUGCCCCGACUGCCGGAUCGACUCCAGCGAGGUGGUGCAGGCGGGCGAGAAGCUGAAGGAGAGUAAGAAGAAGGCGAAGAUGGCGUCGGCCACAUCGUCCUCGCAGCGGGACUGGGGCAAGGGCAUGGCGUGCGUGGGCCGCACCAAGGAAUGCACCAUCGUGCCAUCCAACCACUUCGGCCCCAUCCCGGGCAUCCCCGUGGGCACCAUGUGGAGGUUCCGAGUCCAGGUCAGCGAGUCGGGGGUCCAUCGACCUCACGUGGCAGGUAUCCAUGGCCGGAGCAACCACGGGGCCUACUCCUUGGUCCUGGCUGGAGGGUAUGAGGACGAUGUGGACCAUGGGAACUCGUUCACGUACACAGGUAGCGGUGGACGAGACCUUUCUGGAAACAAGCGGACUGCAGAACAGUCUUGUGAUCAGAAACUCACCAACACCAACAGGGCCCUGGCUCUCAACUGCUUUGCCCCCAUCAACGACCUCAAAGGGGCCGAGGCCAAGGACUGGCGGUCGGGGAAGCCAGUCCGCGUGGUGCGGAACGUCAAGGGCCGCAAGCACAGCAAGUAUGCGCCCAUUGAGGGCAACCGGUACGACGGCAUCUACAAGGUUGUCAGGUACUGGCCCGAGAAGGGCAAGUCUGGCUUCCUGGUGUGGCGCUUCCUCCUCCGUCGAGAUGACGUGGAGCCGGGGCCCUGGACCAAGGAGGGCAAGGACCGGAUCAAGAAGCUGGGGCUGACCAUGCAGUACCCAGAGGGCUACCUGGAGGCCCUGGCCAGAAAGGAGAAGGAGACCAGCAAGCGGGCAGCCCUGGACAAGGAGGAGGAGGACGGGGAGGAGGGCUUCACAUCCCCCAGGAAGGGCAAGCGGAAGAGCAAGUCGGCCGGAGGUGACGGGUCCUCACAAGGGACGCCCAAGAAGACCAAGGUGGAGCCCUACAGCCUCACCACCCAGCAGAGCAGCCUCAUCAAGGAGGACAAGAGCAACAUGAAGCUGUGGACCGAGAUCCUGAAGUCGCUCAAGGACGGGCCGAAAUUCCUGAGCAAAGUGGAGGAGACGUUCCAGUGCAUCUGCUGCCAGGAGCUGGUGUUCCGCCCGAUCACCACCGUGUGCCAGCACAACGUGUGCAAGGACUGCCUGGACAGGUCCUUCAAGGCCCAGGUGUUCAGCUGCCCGGCCUGUCGCUAUGACCUGGGCCGGAGCUACGCCAUGACCGUGAACCAGCCGCUGCAGGCCGUCCUCAGCCAGCUCUUCCCCGGCUAUGGCAGCGGGCGGUGAUCCUCAAGCACUUCUCGCCAAGUAUUUUUUUUUUUUUUUAAAAACGUUAUCAGAGGGGUCUGUGGCCCCCAUUUCGUUUUUAGUGGGCUUAACUUAAACAUGUAGUUUUUUCCUCCGCUCCCUAAAACUGCCUCGUCUUCCCGUUUUUUUUUUUAAUCUAUGAAUUUUUCAGGAAUUUGUAUUAUGCCUCAAAGGAAGGAACAAAGUUGGACUUCUCAGUGUUUUUAUUUUGGUUUUUAACAAAAAGCCUGCAAUUUUAUCAGCAAAAAAAACCCAACCCAAAACAAGAAAGUUUUUCAAAAACUGGUUUUUCUUCUGAGGAUGGGAUUAGAAACGAGUUGGUGUGAAGGCUGCUUAAAUUCCCAGGGUUGAGUUCUCAGCCAUCCCUGCCACCGACUCGCAAGAAGGCACCGGGCUGCCUAGAACAAUCUUUUCAAGUUUGGUGGGUCGGGCCCCCAGAGGUGAAGUUCCAUCGCCUAAGACCCAGCGAGGCUGUGGUCCUGGGUGUCACCACACCCAGGUGUUGGCCCCGCAUCACCAGCAGGAAACUGUUCCAAGGAAAAGCGGAGAAGUCCCACUGGGGCCAGUUGAAACGCUUACCUUCAAGCCAUCCCCCACCGGGCUGCCUCCGCGUCCCCACCGCACACAAGCCACCGGCUACCCGAGCAGAAACCUGGGGCCACACCGAAGCUACCUCCACCGGACCCUCCCCUCCGUGGGGCCCAGCGCCGUCCCGACCUGAUGCCACGGAAGCCACGCCCGGGGCCACAUUCAAGUGCCUUUGGUCCCUCCCUCCUUUUCAACCCGGGGCUCUUUCUCAGCACUGAAUUAUUGACAAUGCCAACCGGAUUCUCAAACUGGGGUCCUCCGUGCCUCCCUGGGGAUCCCAGGUGAGCGGGUGGGACGAUCAGGGUUUUGUGGAUCCUCAAAAUUGAAUUUGCAACUCACCAAUUGGGAAUUACAAGAGGGAAACCUUUUAAAAUGAAUAAACACCUUUUCCAAAUGAAAUUUUUUUUUUUUUUUGUAGUUACUGUAUAUGUACCAAGGAAGCUAAUAACUGUAGGGUUUGGUUUUUUUUGUUUUUUUUGUCAGGGGGAAGUUUUGUAUUUGGGGAAUGAUUCGUUAAUGUUUCUAACUUUACCAAAGUUUGCAGCUUAUACCUCAACAGAACAGGGAUAUUUUUAAGUCACAUAACUGCAGACAAACUGGAGCAAUACUGUUUUAAAAGUUUCUCUUUUUUACUUCAUUAUUAGGUGGUUUAAUGUAUUAGGAAUAAACACCGAAAUCCUGUGUAGGCUUUUUUUUUUUUUUUUACAAAGUUCAAUAUUCUCUGUCCAGGUUUUAGAUUCUCAGAAUAAAUGCCUUUUACAGAUGC